UUGUGCAAACCGGGAAGAUGGCGGCCGGCGGCGGCGGAGGCAGCAGUAAGGCCUCCUCCUCGUCGGCCUCUUCGGCGGGGGCUCUGGAGUCCUCGCUGGAUCGAAAGUUCCAGUCGGUAACCAACACGAUGGAAUCCAUUCAAGGCCUGUCGUCCUGGUGUAUAGAGAACAAGAAACACCACAGCACCAUCGUCUACCACUGGAUGAAGUGGCUGCGGAGAUCUGCGUAUCCCCACCGUUUGAAUCUCUUCUACCUUGCCAAUGAUGUCAUACAGAACUGUAAAAGGAAAAAUGCAAUCAUAUUUCGUGAAUCGUUUGCCGACGUCCUUCCAGAAGCAGCUGCUCUAGUGAAGGACCCAUCUGUGUCUAAGUCUAUAGAACGAAUAUUUAAAAUCUGGGAAGACAGAAAUGUAUACCCAGAAGAAAUGAUCAUGGCAUUGAGAGAAGCUUUGAGUACCACUUUCAAAACUCAGAAGCAGCUGAAAGAAAAUCUGAACAAACAACCGAAUAAGCAGUGGAAGAAAUCACAAACAUCUACGAAUCCAAAAGCUUCUCUCAGGUCUAAAAUUGUUGCUGAAUUUCGAUCUCAGAACCUCAUUGAAGAACUAAUGAUCUACAAGCGCUCAGAAGAUCAGAUAGAAUUGAAGGAGAAACAGUUGUCAACUAUGAGGGUGGAUGUGUGCAGUACAGAAACUCUGAAGUACUUAAAAGAUAAAACAGGAGGGAAGAAGUUUUCCAAAGAAUUUGAAGAGGCAAGCGCCAAGCUGGAAGAAUUUGUGAAUGGAUUAGAUAAGCAGGUGAAAAAUGGACCCUCACUAACAGAAGCACUGGAGAAUGCUGGGAUUUUCUAUGAAGCACAGUACAAAGAAGUAAAAGUGGUGGCCAAUGCAUACAAAACCUUUGCUAACCGAGUAAACAAUUUAAAGAAGAAAUUGGAUCAGUUAAAGUCAACCCUUCCUGAUCCUGAAGAAUCACCAGUCCCUUCCCCAAGCAUGGAUGCUCCCUCCCCAACUGGCUCUGAGUCUCCAUUUCAAGGAAUGGGAGGUGAGGAUUCCCAGUCACCAACUGUGGGGAGUGAGAAAUCUGCCACACCUGAGCCUGUGACGGACAAUCGUGAUGUGGAAGACAUGGAGCUCUCAGAUGUAGAUGAUGAUGGGUCCAAAAUCAUCGUGGAGGACAGGAAGGAUAAACCUGUGGAGAAGACAGCCGUCUCCACUUCUGUACCUGCAAAGCCAACAGAAAGUGUCUCAAAGGCCUCUUCGUGUGCUCCAGUGCCUGUGACCAUGACAGCAACCCCACCUCUUCCAAAGCCUGUGAAUACGUCUCUUCUGUCCCCUGCCCCAGCUUUGGCUUUGCCAAACCUGGCUAAUGUGGAUCUAGCAAAGAUCAGUUCCAUCCUUAGCAGCCUGACUUCAGUCAUGAAAAAUACUGGGGUCAGUCCUGCAUCAAGACCUUCUCCAGGAACUCCUACCAGUCCCAGCAACCUCACCAGCAGCCUGAAAACACCUGCACCUGCCGCAACCACACCUCACAACCCUCUGGCAAAUAUCCUCUCGAAGGUGGAGAUCACCCCUGAGAGUAUUCUGUCUGCUCUUUCCAAAACUCAGACACAGUCAGCCCCUGCACUGCAAGGCCUGUCAUCUUUGCUUCAGAGUGUCACUGGGAACCAAGCCCCAGCCAGUGAAGCUACGUCCCAGAACACUUCCGCCUCCCCUGCCAAUACCACAGUCUCUACUGUAAAAGGAAGAAAUGUGCCCUCCAAUACCCAGUCUUUUAUUCCCAAAAGCUUCAACUAUUCUCCUAAUUCAUCAACUUCUGAAGUCUCUUCAACUUCAGCCAUCAAGGCAUCAAUAGGGCAAAGCCCAGGGCUUCCAAGCACUACUUUUAAACUACCGUCCAACUCUCUGGGGUUUACUGGUACCCACAGUACUAGCCCUGCUGCCCCACCUACUGAAGUUGCCAUGUGCCAAUCUUCAGAGAGCUCCAAGCCAAAGCUGGAGUCUGAGUCCACCUCCCCAAGUCUGGAAAUGAAGAUACACAACUUCUUAAAAGGUAAUCCUGGUUUCAGUGGCUUAAAUUUAAACAUCCCAAUCCUGAGCAGUUUGGGAUCCAGUGCCCCAUCAGAGAGCCACCCCUCAGACUUCCAGCGUGGCCCUACUAGCACCUCAAUCGACAACAUUGACGGAACCCCGGUUCGGGAUGAACGGAGUGGGACUCCCACCCAGGAUGAGAUGAUGGACAAGCCCACAUCAAGCAGUGUAGAUACUGUGUCCCUGCUUUCUAAGAUCAUUAGCCCUGGUUCCUCGACACCCAGCAGUACAAGAUCACCACCCCCUGGGAGAGAUGAAAGCUAUCCCCGGGAGCUCUCCAAUUCCGUAUCUACAUAUCGACCCUUUGGCCUGGGCAGUGAAUCUCCCUAUAAGCAGCCUUCUGAUGGAAUGGAGAGACCAUCUUCCCUGAUGGACUCUUCACAGGAAAAGUUCUAUCCAGAUACUUCUUUCCAAGAAGAUGAGGAUUAUCGAGAUUUUGAGUAUUCAGGGCCUCCACCCUCUGCCAUGAUGAACCUAGAGAAGAAACCAGCCAAAUCUAUCCUGAAGUCAACCAAGCUUUCUGAUGCCACCGAGUAUCAGCCAAUCCUGUCCAAUUAUAGCCACAGGGCCCAAGAAUUUGGGGUAAAGUCUGCCUUUCCUCCAUCUGUAAGGGCCCUCUUGGACUCUAGUGAGAACUGUGAGCGUCUCUCAUCCUCCCCUGGGCUAUUUGGUACCUUCAGCAUAAGAGGGAAUGAUCCUGGGUCUGACCGGUCACCAUCACCGAGUAAGAAUGAUUCAUUUUUUGCCCCUGACUCCAACCACAAUAGCUUGUCUCAGUCUACCACUGGGCACCUCAGUUUGCCACAGAAGCAGUACCCAGACUCUCCUCACCCAGUCCCACAUCGUUCCCUUUUCUCUCCGCAGAAUACCCUUGCUGCUCCCACGGGCCACCCACCCACAUCAGGCGUGGAGAAAGUCCUGUCCUCCACCAUUUCCACCACAUCGACGAUUGAGUUUAAGAAUAUGCUUAAAAACGCCUCACGCAAGCCCUCAGAUGAUAAGCAUUUUGGCCAAACCCCCAACAAGGGCACUUCCGGUGAUGGUAUCAGUCUGACCAGCCUCGCCCAGCCCAGCCUGCCCACCUCUGAUCAGCAGCAACAAGAAGAGCACUACCGCAUAGAAACCCGCGUGUCUUCCUCCUGCCUAGACCUGCCUGAUAGCACUGAAGAAAAGGGGGCCCCUAUAGAAACUCUGGGUUAUCGUAACGCAGCCAAUAGGAGGAUGUCAGGGGAGCCAAUACAGACCGUAGAGUCCAUCCGAGUUCCUGGGAAGGGAAAUAGAGGACAUGGGCGAGAGGCUUCAAGGGUGGGUUGGUUUGAUCUGAGCACAUCAGGCAGCUCUUUUGACAAUGGACCCUCAAGUGCCUCUGAGUUGGCAACCCUUGGGGGUGGGGGCAGCGGAGGACUCACUGGCUUUAAAACACCCUACAAGGAACGGGCACCCCAGUUUCAGGAGAGUGUCGGCAGCUUUCGUUCCAACAGUUUCAACUCAACAUUUGAGCACCAUCUCACCCCGUCCCCCUUGGAACAUGGGACACCCUUCCAGAGAGAGCCAGUGGGGCCGUCACCUGCCCCAGCUGCCCCUCCUAAGGAUCAUGGUGGUAUUUUCUCUCGAGAUGCACCUGCUCAUCUGCCCUCUGUGGAUCUCUCGAACCCUUUCACAAAGGAGGCAGCCCUGUCCCAUGCUGCCCCACCGCCUCCUCCUGGAGAGCACAGCGGAGUUCCUUUCCCUGCCCCACCCCCUCCUCCGCCCCCUGGGGAACUUAGCAGCAGUGGUGGGAGUGGUGUCCCCUUUUCUACUCCACCGCCUCCACCCCCUGUUGACCACUCUGGAGUUGUACCCUUCCCUACCCCACCACUGGCAGAGCACGGAGUGGCAGGGACUGUGGCAGUAUUUCCCAAGGACCAUAGUUCCCUUCUUCAAGGGACCCUGGCUGAGCAUUUUGGCAUGCUCACGGGACCCAGGGACCAUGGGGGCCCCCCGCAACGGGACCUCAACGGCCCUGGCCCUAGCCGUGUGCGCGAGAGCCUGAGCCUACCCUCCCACCCUCUGGAGCACCUGGGCCCAGCCCAUGGCGGAGGAGUUGUGGGGGGCAGCAACAGCAGCAGUGGCCCCCCCUUGGGUCCCUCACACAGAGACACCAUCAACCGAAGUGGUAUGAUUUUACGGAAUCCCCGGCCAGACUUUCGGCCUAGGGAACCUUUUCUCAGCAGAGACCCAUUCCACAGUUUAAAGAGACCCAGGCCACCUUUUGCUAGGGGCCCUCCGUUCUUUGCACCAAAACGCCCAUUCUUCCCUCCCAGGUACUGAUGGAAACCAAGGGAAAAGCAUUUGGAACAGUUUAGAGAGCCUUGGAAGUAGGAGUUUGGUUUGUUGUUGUUUUUGUUUUCCCUCCCUUGCUUUAUUUUUUAUUAUGGUAAGGGCCUUCCUCCCAAACUGAAAAGUUACACAUGCCUCCAUUUUACUAUUCCAUCAAGUCCUCCCUCCCACUGCACUUACUACCUUCCCUGAGUUGAUGGUAUUUGGGGGGAAGAAAAAAAACCCACAACCAAAGCCACUUCAUAUGGCUGGGGGCUUGGGGAGUGGGGAGGAAAACAAUCUUUUUCCCAUCUACUGAAGACUAUUUACUACAUUUGAAAUAAAACUUCCAUCAGUACAGAUGAUGACGUGCAAUGUUGGGGUGUUAUUUGGGGCUUGCCCACCCAGUAGUCAGCAGAAGGGUUCCUGUGUCCUCCCCUCUCAAGCUUAGUGACCACUGUACCCAGUGCAGCUCCCUCCUGGGCUCUGCACCGCUCUCAGGCGAAGGACAGGAAGCGCGCCAGCCUUGGGCUUGUCAGGCUUGCUUGGUUUCUGUUUUGUUUUUUUAAGGCAUGUUGAAGUUUAGUUCUUUACCCUUCUCCUAACAGCUUAGUUUUUUAAAAUCCACCUCUUUCUCCAAAGUACUAUCCAGCAGUAACUUUGAGGCAUUACAAACCUUAUUCUUAGUAGAAAUUUUUUCUCUUUGUUCUUGGAGUGAGAGAGAGGAGGCUAAAUAUAAAUGCAGGGUAAAAAUAAGGAGUGAGUACCAUAUAUAAAGCUAGGAAAGGAAUAGUUAGAGGUGUGGUAUAACCUGGCUGGACUUUUAAUCUAGAAAAUAGGACACAUUUUGAAAUAGUUUUCCAAAAAUCUUGUGCCAUGCUCUUGCCUCUUGCUUUUUUUCCUGGGCUUUCUUUUUCUCCCUCAGUUUUUACUUUUGGCUGGAAAGAAAGUCAGUACAGUUGGCCAUUGAUACAAAGGUUCAACUGAAAUAUCUCUGCAUCUCUUAAUAAAAGAAAUAGACAUUAAAGUUACCAUGAUGCCUCCUUAAUGUAAUAUUUAUUGGUGGUUUUCAGCAAGGAUUAACACUGAAGAGAAAGGAAACGUUUGUCUUUAUCUUCUCCCCUCACCUCAGUCCUGUAUGCACCCCUCUUCUUGGUAUUUCAGGAGGAGACUCAGUAGUAUGUUUAUAGUGUACCUCUUCAACAGGUGGGCACUGCUGUGCUGGUCUUAGUCCUGAGAAAUGAGGAAACUGGUAACUAGCUUGACCCCACUCCACAGGUAGCAAGCAGAUUUCAAGGGACUAACCUUCUCCCCACCCCAACAGGAAGAAAAGAAGGUUUCUGCCCUCAAGUCAUUUUGCGUGAGACCCUAAGUGCUUUCCGUCCCCCUGGACUAAAAGCUUGUUUAUGUUUCCACAUGUAGUACUUGGGAAAAGACAAGCACUGUACUUUAUGUCUUUGGGUCUAGCGGCACUGAAAAGCAAAUAACUGCUUACUACAUUUCUUUAAUUCAGUGUUUCACCCCACUGAAUUAUAAAUCUCCAGCUAGAUGAGUAAAACAUCCUAGCAAGUUCAUGUAUUUUCUCCUAGUUUAGUAUAGAACUAACUAGGGGAGUAAGGGAGAGGAAUUCUAAUAAUGGGAGAGGCUGGAUAAUGUGACAAGACCAUUCUUUGUCUCACAAUAAACUUGCUUUUCAGAGAAAGCAGCUUAAGCCAGGUGUGCAUCCUAGUUUGGGAGUUUUUUGUAAGGUAUUUUACGUUGUUUGCUUGGGCUCACCCUGUGUUCUGUGAUUAGGGUGUGAUGAGUCAUUCAUCCCCCUAAUGCUUACCUGGCCUUAAGCCAGCUGCUCCUCUCUUUGACCCUCUCAAGCCUCUGUCCUGCAGCUGUCCCUACAAAGAUGCCUGGCGCCAUGACCUUCAUGUGGGACAGGACAUACAGUAUAGCGAAGCAAAGGAAAUAGUUAUGUAUUGGUUCCUAAGACACAGGGAAAAUAGAACAGGGCUGGGGUAGGGGAUUCUAUUUGACUUACAGAAUUGAUUCGAAAGUGAAGUGGCAUGUUUUUCAUUCUAGAAUACAAGAAUGUGAAUUCUUUCUGCUGCUCUUGUUUAAGCUAAAUGUAGUGUUUACUUGAAAAGGCUCUCUGACCUUUGAUUUUAUCAGAAAUGUUGGGAUGUCAGGAAAGUGGCUUCCUGAAUAUUGGGGCAGGGUGAUUGUCCCCAAAACAUGAUGGCUGACACAUGAAAGAAGUGUAGUUCAAAGGUGAACUUGUGGAAUAUUUUUGUUUUGUUUUUGCCACAGAAUCCUCAGUGCAUUUGUUUCAGGAUGGAAGUGAGGACUUGUAUGAGGCUGUUGGUUACUGAUUUUAAAGAAAUCUGUCUAUAGUAAAUGAAGAGGACAGUGUAUAUAUGUGAUAUAGUGAAACAAGAUAAUUCUGGUAUUCAUAAACAUGAAACAAAGAGGUUUUAUUCUUCUGUGUCUGUGAUUUAAAACUCUGUGACCAUGCUCUGACUUUUGUAUUUCAACCUGAGUUUAAAAAAAAUAAACAAGAUAUUUUUUAAAGAAAGCAUAGCAUAGUGUGUCUUAGGAAGGACAUGAUUCAUAUGAAAGCAGAACAUGAGCUAUUAUAAGGCCUUUGGUGCUCACUGUAAAA
Molecule: messenger RNA, 7038 nt
Organism: Fukomys damarensis (Damara mole-rat)
Lineage: Eukaryota; Metazoa; Chordata; Mammalia; Rodentia; Bathyergidae
Gene: Rprd2
Product: regulation of nuclear pre-mRNA domain containing 2
Exons: 11
Coding region: 18-4400 (1460 amino acids)
Biological process (GO): mRNA 3'-end processing
Cellular component (GO): RNA polymerase II, holoenzyme
Molecular function (GO): RNA polymerase II C-terminal domain binding
Source: RefSeq, a predicted model, not a curated record